Aspergillus phoenicis ATCC 13157 is the source of this 821-nucleotide messenger RNA. The record is from the annotation of a GenBank genome assembly. NCBI's taxonomy places the organism in Eukaryota, Fungi, Ascomycota, Eurotiomycetes, Eurotiales, Aspergillaceae.
UUCUUUCACUGGCUUGGAUCCAGAUAUCCCGUUCCAGGACCAGUACUUUGAAGUCACCGGUGAGCUACCCGGCGACCCAGAUGAUGGUUUAAGUGAUGUCUCGACAAACCGCGCUAUUCAUGUCCAUUUGCAAGUCCAUACUGAUUGGACUAUCACCAGUAAUGGCACCAUCAGAGGAGGCCGAACUGUAAACACAGCGCAGUUGUUUUUCAACGAAGAUCUAGCUACCCAAGUCAUGGCAGUGCCGCCGUAUUCUUAUCACACCCAGAUUCCACGGAAACCAGUAUCGGAGGACGGUGUCUGGUAUGAUGAAUCGUUGACGGGGGCCAUGACUAUCAUGGACACGGAGCCUUUGGAUGGUCAGGAUUAUACGAACGGGGUCCUGGGAUACAUUACCUUGGGCGUGGAUACGACCGCAAUUCAUAACGGCACCACCGAAAGCCCCAGCUUAGAUGGGAGAUCCAUUGUAGAGCAUGAAAGAGGUCGGAAGGACACGGACUUAUCUCGGAAAACCAUGCCAUAUCUCUCGCAGUCUGCAAGCAUUCCUCUAAUUAAACAGAUCUCCAUUAUCAGCAAACUGCCUAGACGCCAAGAUGCGGCAAUGUAAUUCCUCAAUAUGAUGCUGGCCCUGCAGUGUGGCGAUGGGCUUGCCUAGGUGAGGGUCCAAGGCAAACAUUAGCCAGCAUCCCCAACACAACUCUGCACAAAGUAGAAGGUCUAGACAAUUGUCCAACGACCAAGCCAGGAGUUCGAUCCAGAACACCAGCAGUCCACAUUCAUUACCGAUGAUCCCGUUGUAUCCACUGUCAGAUGGCCCGAAC